CGGUGUCUAAUAACGGAGGCCUUUUGGAUUUGCAGGAGCGCUGUGUCCGCCGGACAACGCCUACAGCAUGGUGCGCGACCCUGCGUCCCAGUAUGUGCUGCUGGCGGCGCCUGGGAUCAGCCUAGAUCCGAUGUCCAGGCCCAUGAUGUGGUCGAGCUUCGGGCCGCAGCCGCUGCUCCUACCGCCGCCCGGCAUGCUGCUGGACCCCAUGCUGGUCUCCUCGGCCUCGGGGUCGACGUGCGCCUCGACCUCGGUCUCGGCCUCGGGGUCCAUGAUCGCGCUCUCGCGCACCGUCUCCUCGCACGGCCACUCCAUGAGCACCCAGUGCGUGUCCAACGUGGUCACCCUACCCGGCACCCUGUCCGGCGCCGUCCCCAUCCCCGGGCCGCCCCUGCCUCUCCCCACCUCCGCCAUGCCCAGCCCCACCCUCCUCACCGUGGCGUCCAUGUGCCAGAGCUCUGUCGAGUGCAGUGCAGCGCCCUGGACCACCUUGCCACACCCAGGUCAGGCAGACCGAGACCCGGGUAGCAAACUGAUGAUGCAUCAACCCAAGUGUAUAUCAGAUGGAGAGUCAACAGUAAUCACACAAGUUGCUGACCCAUCGAAGCAAUGCUCAGCUGGUGUGCAAACUCAGUCAGAUGGUGAUGGUACCACAAAUGAAUUCAUUUCCUCACCCACCAAGAACCCUACUGCAGAGGAAAAGGAAGAAUCAAGGCCCAACAAAAUAGACUGCACUCUGAAUGAGACAUUCAAUCACGAUGCAAGCGAACCUGUCAAAAUUGAAACUCUGCAUGUGUCCACUGACAGUAGACCAGAGUUUGAUGAAAACAAAGAAUGUGAAACUGCACUGUCAGAGAGGAGUACAGCUUUCGUUUUUGUUGAGGCAGAUUCUAAUUGCGAGCAAGAAUGCUUGACCAGCCCUGAACUUCAUAUAUCAAGUAGCUAUCAAGAAUCUGAGGAUUUAACUAAUGUACCUGAAAAACCAAAUGAAUUAGAUGUAAGUGGAUUGGAAUUGUUGUAUAAAAGCAUUGAACAUAUGGAAAGCUUGGAGAACAGGAGAUCAGUACUACAAGAACCUAGUAUUGAAGUUGAGCAACCGCCCGAAGUCCAGAAGCCAAAACUGGAUGGACUUGGCCUUCUUUGUGCCUUAGCUGAACAACGAAUUCAAGAAGAGUUGAACAAAGAAUCAGGGGGAUUUAAACUUGAGUCUGACUCUCCAAUAUGUAACUCUGUCAAACCUACAGCUGAUGUUAAUCGUAACUAUAGAACUCCUAAAUCAGAGCAAGAAGUUCGUCGCUUUCUUGCCACUCGCACGGAGACAUCACAUGCAGUUGUGUCUCCUGUUACAUUUAAACUAGAGCCUCAAAAUGAUUCAUUAGAAAUGGAGAUGCGAAACCGGUUGGCAGAGCUACAGCGUAUGUAUAAGGAAACUCAAAGGGAACUUUCUCGUCUCACACCUCGGAAGAAUAGUAUUGAAGGUGAAAGCAGUAGUGGAAGCCAUAAUGGAAGCACUCCUAUUAAAAGGACACCAGCUAAAAGUGCACAAUUUAGGAAGAAAAAAAUUGCAGUCAAGAAAAAGACCCCUCUUAAAUCUGAAACCUUGAAUGAUCCACCACCACCUGUUUUGGAGAGAGUGACAGAUGUUGUUGAAGUUCCCAUCCCAAAAAUCAAGUGGUCACGCCUUGAUGCCCCACCAACACUUAUUCCCCAUAAGCUUCCAACUGAGGUGGGACAUCACAACCCUCCAUCGUUCAAGCUUAAUCUUGUUAAGCUACCAGCAACCAAAGAUCACAAGAGACGCUGGAGUGUUGAUUCCCCCUCAACACGUGUAUCAACUGAAACACAACAUGCUGAUGAUGAAGAUUCAGAUGAAUUAUGGUCCGAGUUUAUAUCCAAAUCUUCUGAGACUGUAAGUAGCAACCGCAAACACAAGUCUUCAAAUGAAGUGUCUUCUCUGCAUUCAACCUCCAAGCGACGCAAGGUUGGAAAACCAAAACGACACUUCGACAAGGCUGGAAAUGGACAUCAUGCCACUGAAACCAUUGUGCCCAAGCAACCAAGGAACAAGGCUAGCCUUGUUAGUUACCUUCUGGCUAGCAAGACAGCUGGACCAGGGAAGCUUCAAAGUUCUGAAAAGAGUUCAAAAGAGUACUCCAAAGCAACAGUUGAAACUCCAACCCACAGCCCUGAGCAUCGACCAAAGAUUCGACCAAAACUUAAAGCAGAAGUGAAGGUCAAAGAAACAUGGGAAGAUGAAGAUUUAUUGGACUGGUCUACUCCCAAACCACAACUUCCUUCUCACCCACUUCGCCCUCUAGACUUGGUAUUCGAAUGCAUGGAAGAAAUAUCUAAUGGCCAAGAUAAGGGUUUGGGGUUGAAAAGACAUGAAGAAGAUGAUGAAGAUGAUGAGUGGAGACCAUCUUCGAAGAAAACCAAAUCACCCGCAGUCCCAUUAAAACCUGUAUCAAAUGCAAACUUUCCUCAGCAGAAACACUCUUCUGAAAAAACACCACCAACUGCAAAACCCAAGAAACCAUCAAAUCUUUCCAAAGAAAGGAGACAGUCUACUGAGAAAUUACACCUUAAGAAGCCUGUUUGCUCCUCAGUUGAAGAACGUUUGCCUCUUAAGGUUUCAAAUGACCCAACUAGUUGUGUACUGACUGCAGAAAUAUUGGAAACAGCAGACUUUCCUGCAAGAACAUUGACUGCCCAAGGUGGACUUUUUUAUGCUGGAUUAUUGAAUGCUGUGAUGCCACCUGACUUAUACAGCAUUAUCCUCCAUGGGGAAAGAGCAUCAAGACCUAACAUAUAUUCAAGGGAAGAAAUUUUGCAAGAUACCAUCCUUGAAGUGCGGCCUCCAGACGUUGAAAGUUUGUCAAUUGGUACCCGCUUGUGUGCAUACUGGUCUCAGCAGACAAAGUGUUUGUACCCUGGAGUUGUUGUUCCUCCCACAACUCCAGAUCCUAGUCUAGAUGGAGACUUUGUUACCGUAGAAUUUGAUGAUGGAGAUUCAGGACAAAUAAGAAUCCAGGACAUCCGUUUGUUACCAUCAAACUAUCCUGUUGUUGAAUUUGAUCCAAACCCACUACUCUCUUUAACUAAAAGACGGCGGAGAAAUUCUGAAAAGAGUGUUGACUCCAAGGAUCGUCGUGUAAGUGCAGACAGUGCCAUAUCAUCUAAUGCUUCAUUUGUAGAAAACCCAAAAUUGGAGGAUAAGAAGGAACUAACAGUAACUGAGUUAAUUCCAGAUCAGACAGAUGUCACUGAACCCACAGCUCCUUCUGCUUUCUCGACCUCAUCUCUCUGUUUACUUUCUUCUAAGAUCUCUGAAAAUGAAAGCAAGCGGUUAAAAAAGCGGCGCAGAGAAAAACUUAAAAGGUUGAUGACAGCAAGUGCGGCUGCAUCUUCUGCUGAUACAAGAAAAAGGAAACACAAACACAAGCACAGACGUAAACAUAGACAUCGCCACUCGUCAACUGGUAGCAGCUCUGAUGCUCCUUUAAAAGCUGAUUUAGACAAUCCAUUUCCGGAUGCUAUUAUAAAGUCUAUUAUUAGCAAAGAGCCAAUAAGUCCUCACCCAUCAAUUAAAGAGGAAAUAUCUGCUCAUCCAUCAAUUAAAGAGGAAAUGUCUUUUCAUCUAUCAAUUAAAGAGGAAAUACCUGCUCAUCUAUCACUUAAAGAAGAUAUACCUGCUCAUCCAUCAAUUAAAGAGGAAAUAUCUGAAUUGGAAGAUGAUUGGAAAGGAAAGGAAAAUGAAGAAAGGGAUGAAGAGGUAGAAGAUAAGGAUAAGGAUUUAAAAGAAGGCUGGGAGACAGGAACAGAACCAGAUACCAACACUGAUCAAAUUGAAAAUGAAUCCAUCCAUCCUGAUACAAACCUUUCGAGGAAACCAAAAAAAAAGCAAGAUCGUCAAAAUUCCGUAGAAAGAAGCAAGAUAGCUGCCUUUUUACCCCCUCGCAAAUUAUGGGGUUGGUCAGGAAAAGGAUACAAACGACAGGGAGGGAAAGGUAGAAAAAAAGAAUUCUAUAAAUGCAUCCAACGAGACAAAGAAGAAAUAAAAGUCGGCGACUGUGCUGUAUUUUUAUCAACUAAUAGCCCUGAUCGUCCAUACAUAGGACGCAUUGAAUCACUAUGGGAGACAUAUAAUGGAAUGAUGGUUGUGCGAGUCAAAUGGUUCUACCACCCUGAGGAGACAGAAGGCUGUCCAACUCUGAAAUAUCCUGGAGGACUUUUCCAAUCUGAUCAUGCGGAUGACAAUGAUGUUCAAACAAUUUCCCACCGCUGUGAAGUGCUUCCACUCAGUGAAUAUGAGAAGAAAGUGAAUCACCAUACUGCACAUCUGGUUCAUCUUCAGGAUGUGUACUACCUUGCUGGCUCUUAUGAUCCGAAAAAUAUCCAAAUCAAACUAGAGAAAGGAGUUGUUGGGUGAUUAACUCCUUGACUGUCGGUUAUUUAAUGAACAAGUGUACUGUGUGAUUAUAAUUUUCACAACUCCAUGUUACUUUUGAAGUUCCGUGGAAACUCUGUGGUUUCCUAAGUGUCACCUCAGCCACAAAGACUGUGAUACUGGCUAAAUUUAACCGUGUUUUUAUUGUGUUAUGAUGUCAGUUGAUGUACUGGCUGUGCUUAUAUAGAUAAGUUAGCUCUGUAAUGUAAAUAUUAUGCAAUUCGUACUACAAACGUGUAAUUGUUAUUAUACAAUCAUGUGAUUGUUAUCAAGUCAUAAGUCUUUCAUGGAAAAAAGAUCUGUGUGAAGAGAACUGUAGAUCAUUAGAAUAAAGUUGUAAUAAUAAUGUUUAAAAUCAAGGAUCAUAAAUCUAUCUGACCUGGCUUCUACAAAAUUUUGUACAUAUUGUGCAUAAGUGGAUUGUUUCUUUUCCUAUUUUAACUAUCUUGUUUCAUAUUUAUACAUAUUAUAUAUAUUGUGAUUUUAUGUGUUUCUUAUUCAUCCAAUAGCACGGAGUAAAAUGCCAACAGACCUGUGUUGUGGUCAAUUUGGUCUAAAGGAACCUGACAGAGCACCUCUAUUGUUUCACUAAAUCAAUCCCAUCAAAUGACUGUUUGCUGUAAAAUGAAAACAAAUUUCCAGUGAAACUUUUCUGAUGGGCUAUGUCGGGGUCAGGAGACUAAAUUGACAAUAAUGUUGGUGAAGCAAUGGUUAUGACUAAUACCAUUUCUUUUACAACAAAACACAAAACCGAAGGUGAGAACUUGUGUAAUUUAAAGAAGAGACGUUACUAAUAUGAACCCUAUUACUCUUGUGAGAAAAUAGAAUUAGCUUUAAAAAAAAUCUUCAUUUUCCUUUUGUGCAAUGUGUGUGAUGCAAUGUUUUACAUCUCACUCCUAAAAAUCAUUUCAGAAAAGAAAUGCAUGUUUUAAGAAAGUAUCUUUUAGAAAUUACACAACUUGCUUUGUUAGAUUUUAUUUCAGACAAAAGUGUGGUAAACUGUCUUCACCUGCUUGUGAUUAACAAGGGCUUUGAAAGCAGAAUCCCUCUUAAAAUGGAAAUUGGGUAUAUUAUACUCUUUCAGUUUCUUGAUCUCAGUUUGAGAUUGAUUAUCUUACUGUAUUUAGGGUCCGAAAUUGCCCUUUAUCCCUUUUGCACAUUAGUCUGUUGUAUUGGCCAGGAAACUUUGAUAAUAAUGUGUGAUGCCACAUUCUAUGCUGUGUAUGACCUGUGCUAUGUGAUUUUAGAGGAAGCUUUGUUGCCUUGAAUAUCAGAACAGAUUAUUUUCAGAAUCAUAUGAAAUGUAAAUUUUAUUUCACUUGUAUUUGUGGAAGCACAAUUUGAUUGAUGUAUUUAAGAGCAAAGACACAGAUCUGCUCUUGUUCAGUACAUUUUUGAUUCUGCAUUUGUGCUUGAAUUUUCAUCCAAUGAAUCUUUUUUAAAGAUAGCCAUUUGUGACUUAACAAUUUUCUUCAAAAUUGUAGUUUGUCCAUGUUAUUGUUGUAUUCUAGGAUAUUAUAGUAGUGUGAAAUUUCUCUGACAGUAGCUUUAAGGUACUGCUACAGAGUGCAUAUCAGUGCCAUCCUGGAAAAGCUCCAUAAAAGAUCUCUUUUGAUAUGAACUUAAAAAACAAAGUUUGACUGAAAACACAACUUUUUUUUUUUUUUCAAGAUUGCUUGGAGUACUGAUCAAUUGAUUCAAAAACUAUGUAUAAUAUUUUUUAAUAUUUAAAAUGAGAUUUUGAUUUACCGGUAUACUUAAGUAGCUCCUAUCAAAGCACUGGGCGUACACAGCACAUCUGUGUGUGGUAGCAAUGAUGCACCAUAAACAUAUAGUACCUGUUCUUUAUAUGUAGUAACAGAUGAAUUUGGAGUAAUGAAGUGUUGCUUCAUACUUAUUUUGUUAUCUUUGCACAUUAUUAGGAGAUAGGUUAGUUGAAAGUAUACUUAGUUCAGCAUUUAUAUAUGUAUAUAAACCUAUGAAAAUCUUAAAGUAACUUUAUUGAUAACCGUAUACAAUACAAAUCUUGUGAUACAUAGACUAGUGAUACUACAAUCUAAUUUCUUUUUAAUUUUGUUUUAUUUUCGAUACAUAGAUAUGUACAGAUGAGCAUUUAGUGAUACAUACUGUAUUAUUAUUUUUUAUUAAACAUUACAGUUCAGGGCCUCUGUCAUUAAUUACUUGUUUAUAAUAAUGUGGGUCUAAGGAUACAUUUUUGUAUGGAGCUAUCUGAUCAAUCAAUCAAACAGAAAUUGUUCCAUAUCAUGUAAUGUAUGAUCAGAUAAAACUUAGCCACUUGCAAUGUGAUGUUUUAAUGCCAUUGUGAGAGACAAAUUUGACUUGUGGUCAUAUACGUGGAUUAAUACCAUCCCCUGACCCAAACCCAAUUUUGCUAACCUGGUCUAUCUGUUAACCUUGAAAAAGCUUGAUUUAUUCAUUGGUACUUACUUCUUGCAUCAUGUAGAGUAUGAGUGUUCCCAAAAUGAAAGCAAGCAAGGCAAGUUUUUAAGUCGUGCUGAUAGGGUUGAUACUAUUGUGCAACUAACUUUGGGGCUAACUCCCUUAGGUUGCACACCCACUUACUAAAAAAGAAUGCUUUAAUUGAUGCAAUUUUUAGUGUUUAUUAGAGAGGUCCUUGCAUUAAAUAUAAGUACAGUAUAAACAUAUGAAUUGCAAACCCUAAAGCAUUUGACAGUUUGCAUGCAGUACUGUAUGUGUAUCGGGACUCUGUUCUUAGGGUAAUUUUUGCCCAUUAAAAAGGACUGAUGGGGCCCAUACCUAGAUCUCGUAGUUUGAAUGGGCUGUGACAUAUUUAUCAUAGUAUGCUUAGGCACAAAUUUUAUUCCAAUCGAAUCUAUACGUUUCUUUAGGAACCCAGAACUCCUCAACUUGCAAUUUUCAUGAGCUAUUCAUUUUUAAGUGGUUUGCAUUCUUUAUUUUACCUACUUUACUGUGGUGAAGUCAUUAUUGUUACCAUAUAUGUGAAUACAAAUCUGUAAUUUCAAUGGAAAGAUAACCAGGGAAGGUAGAAACAUUUUGGUGCUAUAAAAAUUGUAUGGACAUAAAAAAAUAACUUUAUGAAUUGUCAAUUGUUUCAUUUACAGAAACAAUCACAGCAGAUCAUUUUGCUGCAGGUUGACUCAGAGAAAUCCAUAGAUUUUGACUGAUUUCAUUAAAUGUACGAUCGAAAUAUGCAGUUAGGUUUGUCAAUGUACAAUGAAAACAAUCAUUCAAAAAUUUUGUCAGUGUCAAAGAAAAGUUUUAAUGCACCAUAUAUGUAAUGUGUUGUGCGUAACAUCCUCCCAAUAAAGAUGAAAAACUCACGUCAUUUGUAGUUUGUGACUGUGCAAGAAGGAAUUGCAAGAAUUCCCGCUAAUGUAUCAAUAAUUGUCAAGUGCUCGACAAAAUGUCUACAUGGUGAGUUAUUCGUGUUUAUUGGGUCACUCUGUGCAUAGCAGUAAGUAUUCUGUAUGUUAGAAGAAUGAAUUACACUGUCGAAAUGGU
Molecule: messenger RNA, 7951 nt
Organism: Frankliniella occidentalis (western flower thrips)
Lineage: Eukaryota; Metazoa; Arthropoda; Insecta; Thysanoptera; Thripidae
Gene: wge
Product: trinucleotide repeat-containing gene 18 protein
Exons: 17
Coding region: 68-4429 (1453 amino acids)
Molecular function (GO): chromatin binding
Source: RefSeq, a predicted model, not a curated record